Molecule: messenger RNA, 1187 nt
Organism: Punica granatum (pomegranate)
Lineage: Eukaryota; Viridiplantae; Streptophyta; Magnoliopsida; Myrtales; Lythraceae
Source: RefSeq, a predicted model, not a curated record
CCAUUUCUGAUCCACUUGAACCCCAAAAAUCGACAAUAAUUCAUCCCCUGAUCGCAUUUCAUUUCCCUCAUUUGGUUCUUUACCUGAUCCCAACCUUCGAAGUCUUGUUCAAUCAGGUUUUGCUCUUCUCUUCUAUGGCCGAUCCAGCGGAUUCGUGCAAAGAUGAGCAUUUCGUCGAAAUCCCGAUAGAUGCUGAGAACGAGAAGAAGCUCUCACUGGCGAUAAACCCAAUCACAGCAAUCCAGCACCACCCUCUGAUGGAGAUCUCCGAGAGCCCGGGGCACUUGCUCCUCCUCAAGCUGUGGCAAAGAGAAGAAAACCUGUUUGCGAGAAGAGCAGCGCUCAGGGAGAACCGGAUGGACACCAUCAAGCGCGAGAUCUUUGAGCUCUGUUGCUCCUUCUCCGUCUUCCACUUCCUCUUCCUCAUGCUCUUGUACACGUCCUCGGUCGAUGAGGGCCGCGACCGUAACUGCAGAGACUGGUGGAUCCCAACUGUCCUGUCGGUUUGCACUUCUCUGGUUCUUGUGGCUCUAGUCCAGGUGAAGGUCUGGAGUUACUGGAAGGUCCGGAGGCAGCUGCAGAGGGAGAAAGGCGACAAUCGGGCCCUCACCCGGUGCGUCCAGGAACUGAGGAUGAAAGGGUCGAGCUUCGACCUGUCAAAGGAACCAGCCAUCAGCAAGAAGAUGAAGAGUUCGAGCGUCGAGAUCAAGUGGAAGCCACUCACUUGGUGUUCACAGAACCUGGUGACAAUAUGCCUCCUCUGCUUCACGGGUUUAGUCUCACCCGCCUCCAAGCUCAUCCUCUGCGGGUUUUAGGGUCUCGAUAAAGGGGCCUCAAACACAGGAUCGAUCUCUUCAGAUCAGUGGCUCCCUUCAAUCCCAAGUCAGAUUUUCAUGCAAGGCUCUGCAUUGCACGGGAACCUCAAGUCCCGAUAUGCUUUACCAAUUUUGCAACCAUGUGUGGGGGCUAGGCAUGCUGAUAUUUAUUACAAUUUGUGUACAAUUCUUACUCCUAAGAUCAUAACCGAAUCCUCUGCAAUUACAGAGCGAUGGAUCCGAAAGUUGUGCAAGUGAGCUUAGGAGGUAUGGAUAACUUAACAAUGUCAGCAGAGCCAAUGCUCAAGCUCUUGUUUCUAGAUCUGGAAGUUCUGAUAUCAAUCAAAUCAGUAAAAAGGAAGAAAGUUUCUG